Molecule: messenger RNA, 6351 nt
Organism: Loxodonta africana (African savanna elephant)
Lineage: Eukaryota; Metazoa; Chordata; Mammalia; Proboscidea; Elephantidae
Gene: CPEB3
Product: cytoplasmic polyadenylation element binding protein 3
Exons: 9
Coding region: 594-2768 (724 amino acids)
Biological process (GO): negative regulation of cytoplasmic translation
Cellular component (GO): synapse; nucleus; cytoplasm
Molecular function (GO): mRNA regulatory element binding translation repressor activity; translation factor activity, RNA binding; mRNA 3'-UTR binding
Source: RefSeq, a predicted model, not a curated record
CAGGGAGACCAGAGAAUGAUUGUGCAGCUGAGUCCUCCUAACAAAUGCCAAGGAUUGUCCCCCUUGUGGUUCGCUGCAACUAAAUGAAACAAUUAUCAAAGCAAGAAGGCAGCUUCUAAUCAAGAGGGAUAACAUUGCUGUUUCCUUAAAGUGCUGGAGCCGAAGGGGGAAGAAAGGGUCGGUGUGUGCGGUGUCUUUUUAACCUUGAUGAAGGACGCAGCAGUAUUUAUUGACGUAUGCAAAUAACUGGGGGAGGGUGGUGCUUGGGAAAAAACAGGAACCAGAAUCAGUUUCUCAUUGCAGGGUGAACACUCUGAGUUCCGGUGAAGGGAAAAGAGACGUGGCGAAAUUGCCGUCUUUCUGUCUUAUAAGCACAUCUCUCACUAAUACAGAAAAGGAACCAAGACACCAGAAAGGGUGAAGACGCUAUCAGAGUAUUUUUAGAGAUCUAGCGCGAACCCCAUCCCCUCAUCUCCCCCAGCCCGAACUGUUCUUCUAAAUGGGAGAUUAUGGAUUUGCCUUGCAAUUGGCUAGUAGUGGUGGCACUGGAUUUUCGCAAGUAAAACACCCGCCUGCUUCAGCGAGGGGCGUUAAUGAUCACAUUGACAAUAACGCGUCUCUUUUUUCCCGUUUCAGCUGCCCAAACCAUGCAGGAUGAUUUACUGAUGGACAAAAGCAAAACCCAGCCCCAGCCCCAGCAGCAGCGGCAGCAGCAGCAGCCCCAGCCCGAGCCCAGCGCAGCCGAAGUCCCAUCCACGCCCCUCUCUUCAGAGACCCCCAAGCCGGAGGACAGCAGCGCAGUGCCGGCCCUCAGCCCUGCCGCGGCCCCGCCGGCCCCCAACGGCCCCGAGAAGAUGCAGAUGGAAUCGCCGCUCCUGCCGGGCUUGAGUUUCCACCAGCCCCCUCAGCAGCCGCCGCCGCCGCCUCAGGAGCCCGCGGCUCCGGGCGCGUCGCUGUCGCCGUCCUUCGGCAGCACCUGGUCCACAGGCACCACGAACGCGGUGGAAGACAGCUUCUUCCAGGGGAUCACCCCAGUCAACGGGACCAUGCUCUUCCAGAACUUCCCGCACCACGUCAACCCAGUCUUCGGAGGCACCUUCUCCCCGCAGAUCGGGCUGGCGCAGACCCAGCACCACCAGCAGCCGCCGCCGCCGCCCGCGCCGCAGCCGGCACAGCCUGCGCAGCCCCCGCAGCCGCAGCCCCCGCAGCAGCGUCGGUCGCCGGCCAGCCCCAGCCAGGCGCCCUACGCUCAGAGGAGCGCCGCCGCGGCGUAUGGUCACCAGCCCAUCAUGACCAGCAAGCCGUCCUCGUCCUCGGCCGCCGCGGCCGCCGCAGCUGCCGCCGCCGCCUCGUCCGCGUCGUCCAGCUGGAGCACGCACCAGAGCGUGAACGCGGCCUGGAGCGCGCCGUCCAACCCGUGGGGCGGCCUGCAGGCUGGCCGGGACCCUCGCCGGGCGGUCGGCGUGGGCGUGGGCGUGGGCGUCGGGGUGCCUUCGCCGCUCAACCCCAUCUCACCGCUCAAAAAGCCCUUCUCCAGCAAUGUGAUCGCGCCGCCCAAGUUCCCCCGCGCGGCUCCGCUCACCUCCAAGUCCUGGAUGGAGGAUAACGCUUUUCGGACCGAUAAUGGGAACAGUCUGUUGCCAUUUCAGGACCGGAGUAGGCCCUAUGACACUUUUAACUUGCACUCGUUGGAGAACUCCUUAAUGGAUAUGAUAAGGACUGAUCAUGAGCCUCUGAAAGGUAAACACUACCCUCCCAGUGGCCCACCAAUGAGUUUCGCUGAUAUAAUGUGGAGGAAUCAUUUUGCAGGACGCAUGGGGAUAAAUUUCCAUCAUCCAGGAACAGAUAAUAUUAUGGCACUUAACAGUCGAUCUUCUCUCUUUCCCUUUGAAGAUGCCUUCCUGGACGACAGCCAUGGUGAUCAGUCCUUGUCAUCUGGCUUAAGUUCUCCCACUCGCUGUCAAAAUGGGGAAAGAGUGGAACGCUAUUCUAGAAAGGUGUUUGUUGGAGGCCUUCCUCCUGAUAUUGAUGAAGAUGAGAUCACUGCCAGUUUUCGCAGGUUUGGACCCCUCGUGGUAGACUGGCCUCACAAAGCUGAAAGCAAGUCCUAUUUUCCUCCUAAAGGCUAUGCCUUUCUGCUGUUCCAGGAGGAGAGCUCAGUACAAGCUUUGAUAGAUGCCUGCCUAGAAGAGGAUGGGAAACUGUACCUGUGUGUGUCCAGCCCCACCAUCAAGGAUAAACCGGUGCAAAUUCGACCUUGGAACCUAAGUGACAGUGACUUUGUAAUGGAUGGUUCUCAGCCUUUGGACCCCAGAAAAACUAUCUUUGUUGGGGGAGUUCCACGACCCCUUCGAGCUGUUGAACUGGCAAUGAUCAUGGACCGUUUGUACGGCGGUGUCUGCUAUGCUGGCAUCGAUACAGACCCAGAGCUGAAGUACCCCAAAGGUGCUGGCCGCGUGGCGUUCUCCAAUCAGCAGAGUUACAUUGCGGCCAUCAGUGCUCGCUUUGUGCAGCUCCAACACAAUGACAUUGACAAACGGGUGGAAGUGAAGCCAUACGUGCUGGAUGAUCAGAUGUGUGAUGAGUGCCAGGGCACGCGCUGUGGUGGGAAGUUUGCCCCGUUCUUCUGUGCCAACGUCACCUGUCUGCAGUAUUACUGCGAAUACUGCUGGGCGAGCAUACAUUCUCGCGCCGGGCGGGAGUUCCACAAACCGCUGGUGAAGGAGGGAGGCGAUCGCCCUCGCCACGUCCCCUUCCGCUGGAGCUGAGCCCAGGGCAGACCCAGCCACAAGUACUGGAGUAGAUAACAAGGAGGGAAAAGAGAGGGCACUGCCUCAGGGCUUACAGUGUUCUGGAAAUCUGUGCAUUCGUUCUCGAUUUUUAAAGAAGAAAUGGGUCUUUUUAUUAUUAUUAUUUACAGUCAUAUUACUGAACUCAGUGUCCAGUAUAAUGCAAAACUGCAGAGUGUAUAACGGUACUGAUUUGCACUUUGAUUCACACCUUUGUCUGCUUGGUACCUUAAUUCCUUACACCUGACUUGUCACUAGUGACAGUAUGUAGACUGCCAUUCUCAUCAGCGGCCAUCAGGUUGAUCUCUGUGAUUAUUUCGUUUGUUGUUGUGUUGUUGUUGUUCUGAUUGUUUUUGAACUGGAGCAUGCACUUAUUUUCAGAAACUUAGAGCGUUGCCCCUAGGAGAAGACUUACCAAAGGUAAAACUCGUGAGUAGGUGGCAGAUGUAGCAAAAACUUCACAACAAUUCAGCAAUCAUUAGUGGAGGUCAUUUAGAGUAAGUAUAACCCUUAACGAAAAUAAGCCUUUAGUUACUCUCUAUUUUGACUUGUAAGGAUACCUCAUAAGCUGGAUCUUUAUUUUUCCUUCAUGUUUGAUUUUUGUUUUGCUGAGGAUUUUGGUUAGAUCUUUUAGUGUUAUGUAAAUUUAUGCUGCAAUAGCUUUUGCUGCUAUUAAAAUGGUAUUAUUAAUACCAUAAUCCUCUAUUCAGGCUAAGGUAUCAAUUAAAAAAAAAAAACCCAACAACACACUUUUGUGACUUAGGGAUAGAGUCAGCUGCCGAAAGGAGAUCAGAAUAGAUUUCAGAAAGCUUCAAUGGAAGGUCGAUAUUUCUGACUGCAUGUUUACUUAAUCAGGUUGCUGCAUGCAAUAAAUUUUAUAUCCAAUGUCUAGUAUAAAACCUUCCCACAAUGCACAAAUUAAGAAUCUAUAUAAGCUAUAUAAGCUAUAAAAUACUCAUUUUUUUUAAAGAUUUUUUUUUUCAUUCAAAAAAUUGGUAAUUGACUGGAGGAAGGCAUGCCUCAAUAAAUGGAAUGCUUCUGAAGUUAGAACGAGCCCAUAACAGAAUGACCUAUAUAACAACCAAUGUAAAACCUAGGUGUAGGAUAUUCUUAAAGCAAAUUUGUGGAUGGUAGAUGAAGUACUUUGCGGUGCUCUGUUAUAUAUUGUGCAAUUUAUUUUAUAUAGUAAAGUGAUUAUGUCUUUAACUGUGAUCAAACUGAACUGUUUAAAGCCUCUGUGUCAGACAUUAACGAACUUGACAGUUCAUAACUGGUACAUUAUUAACUAACACAUGAGCUCUUAGUUACAAUCUCCUAGUGCUUGCACCAUUUUACAUAGCUUCAGAUCUUGUCCGGAAAACCAAAGAGCUCAUCUUAGCUUACAAACACUAGGAAUAUAUACAGUAUAUAGAGAUAAGCUGUCAGAUUGACAAACUAGGCACUUUUUAAGAAAGUUGCAUAAUGGUGAUGCUAAAGAAAUGUCUGUGCAAAAUAAGAUGGCCUGGGCAGAGCUGGUUGUCUAGGUGAGAAAUUAACUACUUAAUUCCCUGGAUUUAUCCUGUAAAGCUUGAAUAGAAUUCAGACCUGCUAGUACUACCCUGGACAUUUUUUUAGCAUUCACUCUUGGGCUACAGAUAGUAAUAUAUAAACACACACACUGAUUGUGAGAAUAUGUAAAUCCUUUUUUAUCUUCUUAUGUUUUGGAAUUCUGGGGACAAUCUGACUGGAUAUGACACUGCAGAGUAGAUUUAAGUCGCUGUUUUAUGUGCUGUGAUGUCCUUGUUCUGUCUUAAGUUACUAUUGCUUAUUUUUGUUAUGUUUCUCCAGUGUUUAGUUGCAAUUACCAGCGCUCAAGCUAUAGUUUGUUUUCAAAAAGGAAAAAAAAAUAGUUUUUUACUGGAUUAAAAAUGAUUAUUAGAAUUCUCCCCUUUUGAGGUUACCUCUGGGCUUUUUGGUAAUACUGCUUUUUUCUAGCCCAGGUGUGGUUUUCUGUUUGUUUGUUUGUUUGUUUUUCCUGUGUUUGUGGUUUUUUUCAUCUGUAUAAGAAAUUUUGUUAUGCACUACUUUUUGUAUUCUAGACAGUUUUCAAAAGUUGGCUGAAGAUUUUUGUUUGUUUGUUUUUAAGGAAAAAGGCAUGCUUUCUGACUGACGUGAUCUUUUGCAAUACCUCAAUUUUGAAAUAUAGGAAAGAAAAUGAUAUUUUCUAAGUAAGUUUAUUCAGAAAAAUAUAUAUUAAUUUAAUUCUGCAAGAAAAAUGAUUUAACAGAUGGGUAACUUUAUUUUUUUCAUGCUUAUUUGUGUUUUUUGAAAAUGAAGAAGCUAGAGCUUUAUAACUAUAAUAUUAAAGAUCAUAUCUAACCUACAGAAAUCUACCUAAUUAUGUGAAAGAAGCAAAACUUUUUAAAGAAGCACCCCUCUUUCAUGUACUAAAACAAUACUAGGAGAUUAAAAAAAAAAGCUGGAAGACUGUACAGUGUAAAGCUAAAGUGAAAGCAAAAAAGCAUUGUCAUGAAGAAUAGGUUACACAAAAUCAACUCCAUUUGGUGCUGAAAGUUGUGAGUAGAUGGUGGAAACUACUUUCCCUUAAUUUGUAUAUUUAUAAUCAAGCAUUGAUUGUGCACGACUGACCAGGAUUGUGAAAGAUUCUUCUGUUUGUAUUUUUUUAAAGAGAACUUUUUUAGUUUAUUAAAUUAUAACAUGUUCCCUUUUGUUUUGUAAAUAAAUGUGCCCCCAAGUUGUUAAUGUUGUAUUAAAAGAGAGGGUCCUUCAAAAAAAAAAAAAAAGUUAUUUUUUAAAACACAGAGGUGUUCUGACCUGCAGCUUGACUGGGAAGCCCCUGGGUAACACAGGUCCUGUUGUGGCCUUUCCUUGACGUGACACUUGAACUAGUCGAUUUUUUGAAGGCUAUAACCUAACCUCGACUAUUUGUUGUUAUGUGCAAUACUGUUUGUACUGUUUGUAUAAAAAAUAGAAAAAAAAAGACAAGAAAAAAGGCAUAAAUCUUUAUUGCAGAUUUAUUUUCAUUGCAAACUUUAGACAUUGUGAUUCACUGAAAUCAUUUUUCUACUGUCAAAUAUGUACCUUUUCUUCAUGCUGGUAUUUUUUCAAUAGUAAUGUAGCCUUUGUACUGAGACAAAUUUUCAUUGUUAUUUUUAGAAAGAUUUUUUGCUAAGAAAAAAAUUAAACAUAUUUACAUAUUUUUCAUUUUAUUUCGUAUUUUCUUUAAAGGAGUGCUUUCUCAAUCAUUAAUAGAGUUGUUUCUGGGAGGGACUUUCAUAUCUGGUCAAUGUCAUAAUAUUAUUUUGUAUUUUUACUUGGAAUAAAUUAAUUUUAUGAUGCUAAUUCUUUAAAAGUUUAUUUUUUUCAUUUUCAGUUAUUUUUGAAGCUAAAACCUUUGUAAUAUUGUUACUAAAGUGUCUAGUUUUUUGAAAUGCAAAGCUUUAUGUAUUAACUUGCUGAUGUGGUUUACAAUAGUGUGACAACGAUGAAAAUGGUUGGUUAUGUAAAGUGACUGGAAAAUGUAAUGGAUAAUUGGGUAAUAAAAUGACAGAAUGAAGCAGAA